AUGCCAUUUCCUAUUAACAACCAAAAUACUUUAAACAUACAAGAUCCACUUCCUAUUAACUACAAAAAUACAUCAAACAUACAAGUUCCAUUUCCUCCAUCUACCAAUGCAGAUGAAAUUGUACAAUUACAAAUAAAAAAUGGAAUUAAGAGCGUUAAUCAAACUAUGAACGCGUUUAUGAUUUAUCGAAAAGAAUUUAAUCAUAUAGUUACAAAUUAUAAUCUUGAACUUAAAGAUAUAUCUUCAUAUGCUAGCAAUUCAUGGCAAAAUGAACCACAAUGUGUUAAAAACCAUUACAAACAGUUAGCUAAAAAGGUUAAAGAACUUUUCAAAGAAAAGGUUUCUUCUCUUUGUUUCAUCCACAAUAAGCAAGUACCUAGUACAAAUGACAACAAUGUCUCUUUAGACACCUUUAAUUCUCCAUUUACCAAUAUGAAUCAAAACUUUACUUCACCUCUUGGUGAUCAAAACUUCCCAUAUACUAUCUACUCUAACACGUUUGUAUUUGAUAAUUUUGAAAAUUCUCUUCAAGCAUAUAUGACUAUGGAUGACGAAAAACUCAUGAGUUAUCUUUCCGAAGAUUUGGCUUUAACUUAUAGAGCAAUCAUUCAAUCAUUACCAAUUUAA
Messenger RNA from Diversispora eburnea, 627 nucleotides. Lineage: Eukaryota; Fungi; Glomeromycota; Glomeromycetes; Diversisporales; Diversisporaceae. The record is from the annotation of a GenBank genome assembly.